UAGGGUUGAUUCACCAAAUGUGGUGCUACCAAGUGAGAAUGAGAGGACACACAUGGAAGGUGAUACAGUUGGUUGUAGUGAUCCAUAUGCAAUGGUUAAUUAAUGAUAUGAGCGGUUUUUAGAGGCUGAGAAGUCUAUAGGGUGUAGCAAUGAGAUUGAAAAAUAUUUGGCUGAAAAUUGUGAGAGUAGAAGGGAUGUGAAAUUUGAGAUUUUGGGGUGGUGGAAAGCCAAUUCAGAUAGGUACCCAGUGCUGUCCAAAAUGGCUAGGGAUGUGCUGGCUGUACCUGUUUCUAUGGUUGCUUCUGAAUCGGCUUUUAGUACUGGAGGGCGCAUGCUUGAUCCAUUUCGAAGUUCACUCUCCCCUCUCAUGGUUCAAAAUCUUGUUUGUGCUCAAAACUGGCUGCAAGCCCAUGUCCCAAUUUCCUUUCGCAAGUCAAAGGACGAGAUGGAGGCCUUGGAGGAUGAAUUUCAUGAAUUAGUUUUAAAUCAAGCAACAACAGCAGCAAGUUCUAGUUCCUGUUCAAACAAAGGUGGUACUCGUACCACAGUUAAUAUUGAUGAUUGAUCACUG
Messenger RNA from Quercus robur (English oak), 571 nucleotides. RefSeq lists its product as uncharacterized. The transcript is spliced from 2 exons. The record is from RefSeq and is a predicted model, not a curated record. The coding region runs from base 260 to 565 and encodes 101 amino acids. Lineage: Eukaryota; Viridiplantae; Streptophyta; Magnoliopsida; Fagales; Fagaceae. Gene Ontology annotation, molecular function: protein dimerization activity.